GGACCAGUGCCACUUUGCCAUCAGAUAUUAUACCGUACUUUUUAUUACACUUACAUAUGGACCUUUCCCCUAAUUUAUUUCUAUUUUCGACCACCCAUCGCUUUCCCAUUUCCCUCAUCUUCUUCGCCUCUUCCAUUGAACAGCAAAAAAGAUUGUACUCACAGAAGAUUUAAUUGUACACUCACAGUUAUCGUCACCAUGGGUGAAGAAGUAGUUACAAAGCUUACCGACUAUGAUUCUAACGGCGUUAACGAUGACAGACUUCUCUGGGAAGCUGGACUUCCCAGCGCCGAUGAUCUAACGCCGUUGACUUUGCAGUUAAUUCCGUCGGAACUUGCUCAUGCGUUCAGAAUCUCGCCGGAAUCAUCAAAGACUAUGAACGAUGUGAAUCGCGCUUCGCAGAAUACGUUUGCUUCUCUACAGAGAUGGCACUCACAGGAUAUGGCUUCAAUGAAUAGAGAAGAAACUGUAACGGAAAGAGAUGAAACGGAUCUGGUAAGACAAGGAUCCGACCCGAAGAAGCUUCGAAGAGUUGAAUCUGGAGGAACUGAUGAGGCGGCUGAUGCUGAUUCUGCCUUGUGUAGCGAGAAAUUUGAGACUGUAAAGCGGCCUAGGCUUGUGUGGACGCCGCAGUUACAUAAGCGUUUUAUUGAAGUGGUAGCGCAUUUAGGUAUUAAAAAUGCGGUGCCAAAGACGAUUAUGCAGCUUAUGAAUGUGGGAGGAUUGACACGAGAAAAUGUUGCAAGUCAUUUACAGAAGUACAGAUUGUUUACGAAGAGAAUGCAGUCGAACGAGGAGCCUUCUUCGUCGCCUGAUCAUUUGUGUACUUCCAGGGGGGCGACGCCUCAGAGUUUGCGUGAGUCUAGUGAGAGUUGUCACCCGCACAAUACUAAUGGUCAUAUGGGAAUGCCAACUAUGAUGCCGUACCAACCGCAAAUGAUGCCGAUGCCAAUGAUGAUGGGAAUGACAAAUGGAGGACAUGUAGGCAUGCCUGUUGGUUACGCAGGUGGACCGCCAGCUGGAUUUCAUCAUCCGUAUAAUUUUGGUUACUAUCAUCCUGUUGCUUCCAAUGAUAAUUAGCUCUAGAAAGCUGGGCGCAGACCUGAAGAUGUCAUUUGAUCAUGGAAGAAUGAUGGCAGAUAUCAUGAGUUGUUCUCUGGUAAAAUCUGGGACAAAUUUGAGAUGGACAGCAGAAAGACUGUUUAAUUAAGAUGCAUUUUAGUGGUCUUCUUUCUGAAGUUUGUUUCGUACAGAGGCAGCAAAUUGGUUGUAGUAUAACAUCAACCUGUCCUUUGAAUAAUAAAUGGCGUGAAAUUUUUCUAGUAAUGGGUGUGUGGAACCUUUAUUUCCAGACUCAGUAAUACAAAACGUUGUCAGCCGCCCCUACAGAUUUUGGGUAUUUUGAUCUUCAUCCUUUUCUCCCUACUAUAUGGGCUUUAUCUUCUUCAUAUUUGUUGCAUAUAUUUCUUCAUCUCAUCUACAUUUGCGACUGAAGUAAUAUGGGAUUAAUCUGUGAGAACUAUUGAUGACUUUGCUGGUUCCAUUAGUCCUGCUUUGGAGCUUCUAUUAUGACAGAUGUCUUUCCGUACAUUGGUUAUUCGUAUGUAUAUGUGUACUAUGCUUGUAUGAACUAUCAUUUAGUCAAUGCGUCUGGUUUGCACUUUUUCCCCUCUCAAACAAUACUGAGUAGGUAAAAUUCAGCAGCCCUAUCCCGCUGAUGUAAGAUUCUGUUUAUACUCUUUAUCUUGUGUAUUCAAGAGUUUGAAAUUAACUUCGGCAGCUCAAGUUGUAUUUACUUUGUUAUUCUUUGAAUAAUAUUUGGUGAAAUCGUUUGUUCUCAA
This is a messenger RNA of Capsicum annuum, 1841 nucleotides long. Its product is annotated as transcription factor PCL1. Lineage: Eukaryota; Viridiplantae; Streptophyta; Magnoliopsida; Solanales; Solanaceae. The record is from RefSeq and is a predicted model, not a curated record. The coding region runs from base 199 to 1080 and encodes 293 amino acids. The transcript has 2 exons. Gene Ontology annotation, biological process: regulation of DNA-templated transcription. Gene Ontology annotation, cellular component: nucleus. Gene Ontology annotation, molecular function: DNA binding; DNA-binding transcription factor activity.